AUGUCAGAUGGUCCUCGUCCCAAUGUUCCAGCAGGUCGAGGUCCCAAUAUAAUACCAGCAGGUCGAGGUCCCAAUGCUCCAGCAGAAGGUCCUCGUCCCAAUGCUCUAGCAGGUCGAGGUCCCAAUAUAAUACCAGCAGGUCGAGGUCCCAAUGCUCCAGCAGAAGGUCCUCGUCCCAAUGCUCUAGCAGGUCGAGGUCCCAAUAUAAUACCAGCAGGUCGAGGUCCCAAUGCUCCAGCAGAAGGUCGUCGUCCCAAUGCUCCAGCAGGUCGAGGUCCCAAUAUAAUACCAGCAGGUCGAGGUCCCAAUGCUCCAGUAGAAGGUCCUCGUCCCAAUGCUCCAGCAGGUCAAGGUCCCAAUAUAAUACCAACAGGUCGAGGUCCCAAUGCUCCAGUAGGUCAAGGUCCCAAUAUAAUACCAGCAGGAAACAAUGUCAGAGGAAACGAUGUCAGAGGAAACGAUUGA
Molecule: messenger RNA, 465 nt
Organism: Cryptomeria japonica (Japanese cedar)
Lineage: Eukaryota; Viridiplantae; Streptophyta; Pinopsida; Cupressales; Cupressaceae
Exons: 1
Coding region: 1-465 (154 amino acids)
Source: RefSeq, a predicted model, not a curated record